GGGGACGGGCGGGCAAAAAUGGCGCAGGGAGCGAGCCCCCGCGCGGGGCGGGGAGGGAAAGGUGGCGGGAGGAGGCACGGACCCGCAUCGAUCCUCUUACCAUGUUUUCUGAGACUUUUUCCAUGAGCUUACAUAAUAUCUACCUUCAUUCAAUACUUAGCGGUCUUUCGUGUUGUUUUAUGCUGUAUAGCUUUCAGAUGAGCAAUGAUACAUCUCAUGUUGAGGAAACCUGAACUACUUUAAGACAACCUUGGAUGCGUAUUUCUGGCUACCUGAGUUAGCUCAGCAAGGAAUUUUCCUUAGCAGUCAUCUUAAUGAUUUGGAAGUUUAAACCCAAUUACUGACUAUGGCUCACCGGUUUUCAAAAGACGACCUAGAUGAACAGUUUGAACAGUUUUUAAAAGAGUCUCUUUCAGAUGAUUCAUUUGGAAAUGAACCAAAGAAAAAAUCCAGUAUUCUUGAGACCACUGGGCAGACCAAGAAAAAAGAACUGAAGAAGCAGUCUGUGCCAUGGUGGAUAUCUGAGGAUGAUUCAGAUGAUGAUCCUAAGACAAAGUUUAUCAAACAAGGGGAUGAGAAGAGAAUAAUUGGGGGAAAAGAUGAAAUGGUUGAAGAUGGUGAAAAGAAGAUACCACUUUCAAAUAACCAGUCUGUCAAAGUAGUUAGUCCUAAAUCUUUUUCAAGCGCAUCUCGCAGCAAGGCACUGGCUAAAUACAAAGCCCUGGAGAAAUCCCUUGAGGCAAAGAAAAGUAUGCAUUUAAACAAAGAAGAAAUCUCUGCUAGUGACAACCAUACUGAGGGGGUGCAUGGAUCAGGCGGUAGCUUUCUGAAGUCACAGAGGCUUUCCCAUUCUAUUCAAGAAGUGGAUGAAGAUCAUGUCGAAGUUGCUCAGCUCCAACAAACUGGUGGUGUUUCUGUCUCCUUAAGCAGAGAUAGUCUGGAAACUAAUGAUUCAGUUGUGGCUUCAGGGCCUCUUGAGAAUUUGGAGGGAGUUGGACUGGAUACUUUGGAAGAACAAGAGGAAAAGGAGAGGUUCUUUGCUAACCUUGAGAAAGGGGCAUCAUCUACCAUUGACUAUUCGAGAUUAAAUAAGGAGCUGGACUCUAACAAUUCUGAAGUGUUACAAGCAUUUCUACGAAAUCACCCAGAUGUGAAACAGGUAGAGGAGGCAAAUGAAGAAGAACCCAAGAAUUGUGAAAAAUCUGCUGAUUAUAGUGAAGAUUUUGAAGAAGAAUCGGAAUUGAAUGAAGAUUUUAAAGCUGAGCAAGCUUUUGUGUCAGAAGCUAAUGAGGAAAAGACUGGCAUGCUGGCUAAAGUUGUCCUUAUUGAUUCCCAAGACUCAACUAUGGAGACUCAAAAUGUCAUUGAACAAAAGGAUUCAGCUGUUAUAGAACAUCACCCACCUCAAGAAGUCAUUGCAGAUAAAAUGAAUGAGACAGGUAUUUCUUGUGGACAAACUAACAGUGAUAUUGAAGCCUUGCAUCAGGCCUACUGCCAUAUUGAGCAGUCUUUAGGAGAUACAAAUGAGACAAGGAUUAAUGCUGAUAAAAUAGAAACUGCAGAAAACUCUGUCAAAGAUGCUUCACAGAAUAAAGAAGAUUUUCCCCAAAACACCUCCGCUACUGAUUCUGAUUUGCCCACCAUAGAAGAACUGAUGAAACCUCUCAGGGCAGAGUCAUCUUUUGCCAGGGGUCAUUACCUGGAACCUGCAAGUUCUGUGGAAGUGGCACACAACUGCAUGGAUGACUUAGCAAGCCAUUUCCCACUUAGAGAGCCCCAGAAUGAUAUUGCACUGGAAAAGCAAAACGUUGGCUAUCUGUUGAGCCAGCAGAGCGAACAAGAGAGUAUUUCUGUUCAGACAGCUGUGAAGGGAGAUGGUGACGAUAGUUGUCUUCAUCGGACUGGCAAAGACAAUCAGGUGGAUAAAAUUAAACGUGACCCUUUGAAACAAAAUGUUCUCCAAAAUUCUUCCAUAUUUCGUCAAGACAACAAAACCAAUCAGGUAUAUCAGCCCAGCACUUGGAAUAAAGAGGGUUUAAAUUCACUGAUGAAUAAACAAGUAACUUACAAGAAUGCCAAAAGCACAGUUGCUCUGCAUACUAGGAAGAAAUCUCUAAGUGGACCUCAUAGCUCUGUUAGGAGUUCUGGAUAUGGCAAAUCCAGUUCGCCACUAAAGCACUUCUCCACAGUUUCUGAGAAGAAGGCACCAAAGGAAGGCAUCAAAAAGCCAGCUUUAAAAGUCAAAUCUCCUCCAAGACAAAGAGAAAUAUUUUCUGGAACCAAGAUAAUACAGACAGCAGCUGAUCCAGUGUCAACAAAGAGAAAUUGCCUUGCUACCUCUGGGCACUUACCUGGAAGUAAUCUUCAACAGCAAGCUAAAGAGAAGGACUCUUGCCUACAGGUGCACAAUAGCAGCGGGAGGGAGCUUUAUUUACUAAGAAGGGUUCAGGAAGCAGAGGAAAAAUUGGCUGCAGCCAAUGAUUUGAUUCAGCGUCUAGAAGCCACACGUUUGCAAAAGGAGAAAGAAAUGGAGACACAUUUUUUGGAAAUGAAAAUGCAACAAGAUAAAAACCUGUUUCAGCUGAACCAAGAAAAUUAUGUUCUUCAAACACAGCUAAAUAACAGAGAGGAACUGAACAAAGGGACAAAGUGGACAAACAUUUGGGAGAGAAUUCCUGAUGAUGGAGAAAUGUUGAAAGAAAUCCAAAAAGAAGUGCAAAAUCAGGAGACUCUUCUUCAAGGAUAUCAGCAGGAAAAUGAAAGAUUGUAUAAGCAAGUGAAAGAACUACAGAUGAAUAACAAGAAAAAUGAGGAAAAUAUGUUUAAAGAAAAUCAGCGUUUGAUGACUGAAUUAGCAUCCUUAAAAGAACAAAUGGAUAAAAAUAACCUUUUAUCAUGUGGAGUGCAGAAUACUGAACCAGCUGGGAAUCAGAGUUUCACAGACUUGAUUUCUGAACUUCGAGCAGCCAAGACUGUAGAAUUCAAUUUGCUUGAAGAGCGAAAGCGACUGAAGCAAGAUAAACAAGCCCUUGAAGUUGAUUUGGGGCAAGUAAAGAAGGAGCGAGAUUUGGCAAGAGCCCAGAUUGCUGCCACUUCAGAUGAAAAAUUAUAUGAGAUGAAGAUUAUGGAAGAAUCCUACAAAGAAGAAAUUGGUCGUUUACAGAAAAGACUCCAAUGGUAUGCAGAAAAUCAGGAGCUCUUGGAUAAAGAUGCAGCUCGUCUUAGAGGAGCAAAGGAAGAAAUUGAUAAACUGAAGCUAGAGGUUGACAAGCUUAGAAGUGAAGCUGGGAAUCAAUCUGUGCAGCAGAAGAAACGGCUAAAGGACAGGGCAGCAGAUGCUAAACGCAUUCAGGACCUUGAGCGACAGGUUAAGGAAAUGGAAGGGAUUCUGAAAAGAAGAUAUCCAAAUUCUUUGCCAGCUUUGAUAUAUGCUGCUGCUACAGCAGCUUCCCAAGGAGAUGGUGAUGCUUCCACAAAAAGUAACACACUUGAUUUUCUUGAAAAAAGAGUUAAGAAGCUGGAAGCAGAACUUGAGGGUAAAGAUGAUGAAGCUAAAAAAAGUCUCCGUGCUAUGGAACAGCAAUUUCAAAAAAUAAAGCUCCAGUAUGAGAAAAGGGUUGGCGAGCUUGAACAGCUCCUGGCAUAUAAGUUGCUGAAUGAGCCGCAGAAGCUUCAAGACAAGGCAGCCAACCUUGUGGCGCUUGAGCAAGAACUUAGUAGUGCAAAUGAAGCCCACCAGGUCACAGUCAAGAAUCUUCAAACUGAAAUUGAUUCCCUUAGAAACCAGGUAGCACAGCUGGAGCACCAGAAAACUGCUGCAGAUGAUGCAGACUUCCAGUCACUGGAAUACCAGGUGGAGCAGGCGCAUACCAAAGCCAAGCUGGUGAGACUGAAUCAGGAAAUGGUUGCCAAAAACAGAGAGAUACAAGACCUCACCAGAACUGUAGAGAGACUUCAGAAAGAGAGAAGGGUUAUGCUCUCUGAUAAGGAUUCAGCUGGCAAAAUGGAAAGCAAAACAAAGCCUUCAAAAACCUCAGAAAAGAACAUUUUCCGCUCUAGUCAAAGAAACACUGGAAAUGAAGAGUUCUUCCCUGGCACACUUGACAAUAAAAUAUACCAGCCCAACGCCUUUGCGGAUUCUCAUAGUUCAGAAAUCCUGCAGGAAAAUGCCCGGCUGAAAGAUGAGUUAGAAAAGCUAACCCUUGGACUAAGCCAACAAAGAGUAACGUCUCAAGCAGCACUGGCAAAUUCUGAAAGUCUUAUAAGAAGGACAAAGGAAGACUCGGAGGAAUACAUUGCAGCCCUUAAAGCAUCGCAUCAGAAAGAGCUAGAGAAGAUUCUUUGUCAGCAUGCAAUGGAGCAUUCUUCUUCCAAAGUAGCUGAGUUAAAUAGCAAGAUUUCAACACAGGAGAUCCUUAUAAAACAUCUCCAGCAGCAAGUUCAUGAGUUUCAGAGAGAUCAAGAAGCCCUUGCAUUUUCACAGAUAAGAGAAGAAAUUCUUCAAAAAGAGAUGGCAAAGCUGCUAGAAGAACUUGGAGAGGCUAAAAAGAGCCAGAACCCUGAGAUGAAGCACUUUGUGUGCCUAGAAAGAAAGAUCAAGCAGUUGGAAGCCAGAUAUGAGCAAAGAGAACAAGAGCUUCAGCAGGUAAUACAGCAAACACAGCAUCUUUCAGAGGUGGAACAAUUCCAGGAAACUGAAAAAUGGAGGAAGCUUGCACUGCUGAAGAAUCAGGAGAUGGAGAAAUUUCGCAUAGAACUGGAUUCAAUGUUGGAUGUUUUACGGCAGCUGCAAAAACAGGGUGUUGUUAUUCCAGCCAGUGGUUCAAGCAUGCCAGAAAGUUAUUGGAAGAUUUGAGGCAUACCAGUUAACAAGAGAAACCAUGUUGUAAUAAAGGUGGACAUAAGCAGAAAGUAUUUAGCAAAAGUUAUCAGUUAUUUCAUAGUAUUGUGUCCAGAUUUCUCCUGUGUAAAUUUAUCCAAACUUUUGCAAAUAACUUUUAUUGUUUAUGCUAGUUGUUUUAUUGAUGGGUCUUUCUAUAUUAAAUACUGAACCCAAAUUAAGAGUGUCAGGUUUUUCCCCAAAUUAAGAACAUGCCUUGCUCUUUAGUUUGUCAUAGUGAAUUCAUUGCUGGAUUUCUCUCCUAAGCUGCUGAGAGAAGCUUUGUUGAUGUGACCUACUCUACUCAGGAAUUGAUGAUCAGGCAGCUGUAAUCCAUAGGAACAGAGCACUGUAAUCACUUCUGUUUUCUUUGUUCUUUAGGUUGCUAAAACUCUCAUUAUUCCUUUCCUGAAUCCUCACAAAUAAAGCAGCAAGCCAUA
Molecule: messenger RNA, 5319 nt
Organism: Hemicordylus capensis (graceful crag lizard)
Lineage: Eukaryota; Metazoa; Chordata; Lepidosauria; Squamata; Cordylidae
Gene: CEP162
Product: centrosomal protein 162
Exons: 30
Coding region: 347-4855 (1502 amino acids)
Biological process (GO): cilium assembly
Cellular component (GO): centrosome; centriole; axonemal microtubule
Source: RefSeq, a predicted model, not a curated record